Molecule: messenger RNA, 3646 nt
Organism: Beta vulgaris subsp. vulgaris (sugar beet)
Lineage: Eukaryota; Viridiplantae; Streptophyta; Magnoliopsida; Caryophyllales; Amaranthaceae
Product: xyloglucan endotransglucosylase protein 7
Exons: 3
Coding region: 556-1467 (303 amino acids)
Biological process (GO): cell wall biogenesis; xyloglucan metabolic process
Cellular component (GO): cell wall; apoplast
Molecular function (GO): hydrolase activity, hydrolyzing O-glycosyl compounds; xyloglucan:xyloglucosyl transferase activity
Source: RefSeq, a predicted model, not a curated record
CUUUACCAAAAAAGCGAUUACCUCAGUCUCUCCUACUUAAAUGCACAUAGAUGUUUUAUGAUUUUUUUGUGAAUUUUUGAUUCUUCAAGCCUCCAAUUGUGGCCAAUAGUUACCAAGAAAACUCCGUUAGUUUAGUGAACCGCCUGGCGCCCGCGCCUACAAAAGUAGCAACUAUGGUCUGCUGACUGCUAUAUAUCUCUGGUCUCCGCCCCACCUUUUCUUUCUCAAACUUCCAUUCUUGUCCUUGUCAUCUCUCAUCUGCGUUCCAAAAAUAAAAUCUGCGGCACACUCAGCCCAUGGCUACAACAACAACCAGCACCCCCCAAUUAAUCCGGAGGAGAGACAGAAUAUGCUAUUGUAAGUUGAAGUUUCGAGUGAGAUUUGGAGGUGAUGUCAACACCAUUAGUGCUAUUUCCCCCUUGAUCGGUUAGAUCUCUACCAUCUCAACAUAUCAAAACUACCUUGCCUUCAUCUGUUCUUCCACCUCCAUUACUUGAAUUCGAUGAAAUUAGACAAGGGGAUCGACCACCUCCUUUUCGCUCUGAAUUUCAGUCAAUGGAUCAACCACCUCCGUAUUCAUAUCACCCCAAAGAAGAAACAACACUUUAUGCUCCUCCAGAAAAUGGUCGUGAAGCUGAAAUCCUUGGAGGGUUAGCCCAGGACUUUGACAUUACUUGGGGGGAUGGUAGAGGAAAGUUCCACGAAAAUGGUACGCUUCUUACCCUUUCGCUAGAUAAGUACUCUGGCUCAGGAUUCCAGUCCAAGAACGAGUAUCUUUUUGCAAAGAUUGAUAUUAAUAUGAAACUUAUUUCUGAUAACUCUGCUGGUACUGUCACCACCUUUUACCUAUCCUCCAAUGGAACAGCUCAUGAUGAGAUAGAUUUCGAGUUCUUAGGUAACUUGAGUGGCCAACCUUAUACUAUACACACCAAUAUUUAUAGCCAAGGGAAAGGCAAUCGCGAGCAACAGUUUUACUUAUGGUUCGAUCCUACAAUAGAUUUUCAUAGUUACUCAAUUCUUUGGAACCCUGCCAGAAUUGUUUUCUUUGUGGAUGACAUACCAAUAAGGGAGUUUAAGAACAUGGAAGCUUUUGGUGUGCCUUUCCCAAAUAAACAACCGAUGAGGAUAUUCUCAAGCUUGUGGAAUGCUGAUGAUUGGGCCACACAAGGUGGAAGGGUGCACACGGAUUGGUCUAAGGCUCCAUUUGUUGCUUCUUAUAGGAACUUUAAUGCAACUUCCUGUGUUUGGUCCUUUGAGUCAUCUUCUUGUAAAUCAGAUCCUCAACUUACGGGUAUUGAUAAUGCUUGGUUAAUGAAGGAGUUGGAUUCAAACAGUUUAAAAAAGAUCAGAUGGGUUCAAGAGAACUAUAUGACUUACAAUUAUUGCAAUGAUAACUGGAGAUUUCAUGAAGGGCUUCCUAAAGAAUGCACUAUUAGAAGUCCCAAGAGAGCAAGACGAUAUCGAUAACAUUCUCUUUUGCUUAUGCUACUAUUGAUUUUGUAUCCUCUUUUUAGUUUUCCCUCAUAUUUAGGUGGCAAAUACAUAUUUCUUUUUAAGUUAUAAACUUCUAGUUCCUAGGAAGAAGAAAUUAAUCCCAUCAAAGAAAAGGAGGAUGGAAUUAAUCAUACACAAUUUAGAGUAAAGUAUCUUGUACACCAACUUUUUUCUGUUUUUGAGAUUGCAGUGAAAUUUAUUUAAAAUUUUUCCUUACUGAAAUGCUAGUAUGUUCAAUUGCCUUGGCAUUGUGUGGUGGUUCUAUAUCCAUGUGGACCAUGUCUGUUAGAAUGAGAAGAGUCUUGGGUAGUGGGAAAAUUGAAAAGUAAUACUCAGGGGUGCUAGAAACAGCUGACUCACUGUUGUAUUGCUUCUACAUCCUCCUUCAAAUGCUAGAAAUAAGGAAGAACGAUUUGUAACUGACUCACUGUUGUAUUGCUUCUACAUUCUCCUUCAAAUGCUAGAAAUAAGGAAGAACGAUUUGUGUAUCAGCUAUUAUGUGGAAAUUCUGAAGGCUCGCUGAAGUCUUUCGGUGGCCAAACUGGUUAACACUUUGAUUUAUGAAAGCUGAGGCUUUGCCAGAUUUCUAACCUUUAGCCAGUCACGAAGAAAAUUAAUCAUCAAUCGACAGUGGUAUUGCAUAGUUCUUAGUGUGUUCUAAGAUAAGUUGCAUGCUGGUACUUACCAAGAGUUGCCACCACAACCACCCAAUAUUUAUCCCAAUGUUGGAACAGGUUAAGAUGUCAAAGCCUUACCAAUUAGGAUCAGUAGAGGGACUCUAUUAAAUAUACCUGCUUUUUAAAAAAGGUUAAUAGCAAAGAGCGAGUAAUUCAAGGACAAAAGAUAAAGAUUCACUCACUUGCAAACAAGGGGAGGCCGGAGAGCGUAUAAGAAGAGGAAGAAUGAAGGGGGGAGGGUAGAGGAGACAUACACAUGAUGUGUUUGUUUGGUCAUCAUAGAAAGACAAUAAGAAGAUGGGAAGGGAAAGGAGUGGGCGAAUAGAGGAGGAGUUGGAGAUAUUUCAACAUCGGAAGAAUCUCUAAAGGAGGGAGGUAGAUCAAGUCCUCCCCCCCCCCCCCGCCAACCAUUGUGACUUUUGACUUUUGAAAGUACUGUUGUAGUGUUUUCAAUAAAUGUCGCACUAGAGUUACUGCAAACUGUACUAAAAAUGAUUUUCCCCACUCCUUGAUUUGCAACAUGGGUUCUAGAGUACUACCAGAUUUCUACCAUCUUAAAGAACCAAAUUACUCUUAAGUCUUGUGCCUUUUCUAUAUAUAAUUUAGUAAUUAGUCCUUAGGUAAUGCUGUCUCCAUGUGAAGCUUUCUGCACUCCAAUUCUCCUAUUAUGUACAUCACUCUUGCUUAGAGAACUGUUGGUAGCCUGUUGAUCAACAAUGAAACAACACUAACAGUUGACAUUUAUAUUGAUUCUGAAAGUGCUUUUUCAUCAUUUUUUUGAGAGAACAUGUUGUCUCUCGCCUCUAUUUUGUCUUUGGAAUUUUUGACCUGUUUACAAUAUUCAAACAAAUGUGUAAGAGGAAAUGAAAUUGAACAAGAAAGUGUAGGAGCAUGCCAGAAUUGCUGCUGGUUAAAUAAUUUGCGACUGAUGCUUGUAUGCAUUAUUUGUUGUGACAGUCUUUUGUUCUAAAUGCAAAUCCUACAGAUGUUCAAACAAGCAUUCUGAUGUGGUUAUAAUUCCACUGUUGCUUGUAUAUGCAUUAUUUUUCGUUACACUCUUUCGUUCUAAAUGCAAGUCCUACAGAUGUUCAAACAAGCAUUUUGAUGUGGUCGGACUUGGUCUUCAAAUGUUUGAGCAUGAUAUAUUGUUGCCAUUUGUUUGAGAUAUUGUUCUAAGGGGCGGUGUUUCUAAAUUCUAGACAGCUAAUUUUUAAAGUUAUGAACUGCUGUUUUAGUUACCAAAAAUCUGUAUGCUUUUCUCAUCAAAUCUAUUGUGCAAUAAAGUACUUGGUCUUGCUAAUUUACUUCUAUACACACUUAGAUAUAUAUAUAGACACACAACAUACUUGUCUUUUCUCAAGAAGUGGAUUUGUUUCAUUCCUUUUUUUUUUUUUUUUACUUUUUCGAGUUUAUGAGGCUGUUCUACUGUAUAGCUAGUGGUUUGCUUGUGGUGUCUUUUAAGCUAUUGAUCUACG